This is a messenger RNA of Drosophila obscura, 2142 nucleotides long. It is a transcript of the gene Atg4a, whose product is annotated as cysteine protease ATG4B. Bases 411 to 1643 code for a protein of 410 amino acids. Lineage: Eukaryota; Metazoa; Arthropoda; Insecta; Diptera; Drosophilidae. The record is from RefSeq and is a predicted model, not a curated record. The transcript is spliced from 5 exons. Gene Ontology annotation, molecular function: protein-phosphatidylethanolamide deconjugating activity.
CUACGACGUCAACACAUUCGUCCGUGGCAGCGCAGCGGCGUCGCUGUUGUUAUCGUUGUAAUCAAUUCAGUCAUAGAAGAAAAAAAUACAAAAUUGAAGCAGAAAAUACGAACUAAAGGUGUUUUUGUUACGUUUGUAAUCAGCGCCAGACACUGCCAACAACAAAUGCAUUUGCUGUGACCCCCCAGCUGUUGGGAGCAGGACGCAGCGGACGCAACAAAAAGGCCAAAACAAAGGCAGUAGCAGCAGCAGCAGCAGCAGUAGGCGGAGGCAGAGGCAGAGACAGCAGCAGCGACAAACCGAAACGUCAUUGACGGGCAAUUAACGGAAAACGAAACGAAAACGGAAGGUGACGCCUGCGACGGUGGCAGAGGGAGAAGCACUGAGAUUAUAGGACUGCGCCUCCAUCCAUGCUGGUUAUCCUCGCCGAUCAGCUAACGCGUAUCAUGGAGAGCGUCUUUGAGGCGUAUCUGGGCCCGGACAGCGUCCUGGCCAGUGCCGUCGGCCAGGCGGUGGGCAGUGGCGAGCCAGAGGAUAUACCCAAACGGAACACAAACGUUUGGGUGCUCGGAAAGCGCUACAAUGCCAUACAGGAACUAGAAGUCAUCCGCAGGGAUAUACAGUCCCGACUGUGGUGUACCUAUCGUCAUGGUUUCAUGCCUCUGGGUGAGGUGCAGCUCACCACGGAUAAGGGUUGGGGCUGCAUGCUGCGCUGCGGACAGAUGGUACUCGCUCAGGCCCUCAUCGACCUGCAUUUGGGCCGCGACUGGUUCUGGACACCCGAGUGCCAGGAUGCCACCUACCUCAAGAUUGUUAGUCGCUUUGAAGAUGUGCGCAAGAGCUACUACUCCAUACAUCAGAUCGCCCUGACGGGUGAGUCCCAGAACAAGGCGGUGGGCGAGUGGCUGGGACCCAAUACAGUGGCACAGAUCCUCAAAAAACUGGUGCUAUUCGAUGACUGGUGUUCGCUGUUGAUCCAUGUGGCCAUGGACAGCACAGUGGUGCUCGAUGAUGUCUAUUCCCUCUGCCUGGAAGGAGAUGCCUGGAAGCCACUGCUACUCAUCAUACCCCUGCGGCUGGGCAUCAGCGACAUCAAUCCCAUUUACAUACCAGCCUUGAAACGCUGUCUCGAGCUGGACAGCAGCUGUGGCAUGAUUGGUGGCCGUCCAAAUCAGGCUCUGUACUUCCUUGGAUACGUUGAGGACGAAGUUCUGUACCUCGAUCCACACACCACACAACGGACGGGCGUGGUGGGCCAGAAGCUCAGCUCAGGGGAACAGGAACACGACGAGACCUACCAUCAGAAGCAUGCGGCACGCCUCAGCUUCUCCGCCAUGGAUCCCUCGCUGGCCGUCUGUUUUCUGUGCAAGACCAGUGACAGCUUUCAGCAGCUAAUCGGCAAACUGCGGCAGGAGGUGCUGGGCAUGUGCUCACCGGCGCUCUUCGAGAUAAGCCAAACACGCGCCGUUGAUUGGGACACGGCGGAGGAUAUUGAAUGGCCGACAAUGCCGGAUAUCGACUGGCCAGCUGGCACCUCAGACUCGGACUCGUUUGCCAUAGUGGAAGAGAGCGUAAGAGACGGCGACGCUGCCGGCACCAGCAACAGCAGCAGCAGCAAACCCAGUGAGAGCGCCGUCGUUUGAGAGAGAGAGAGAGCACCAGUUCGUUGGCUCUCCCACGCGACGCCUGCGCCAAACAGAACAAAAGCAACAACAAUGAGCGAAAGUGGAGCAGAGGCAGCGACAGCGGCAGCGAUAGCGACGGAGAGCAGAGCCCGGCGGAUGCUGCAAAUGCAAUAAAAUAAGGCUAGAUAGAGUGCAAGGUGUAUUCCUAUAAUGUGGGUGAGGCAAGGCCCAAUGAUUGCUCUUCUGAUAACUCAGGAGAGUGGCAGAGUCUCACACUAUAUAUAGGAAUAUAGCUUGGCGAAAGAGUAAACCGAUGGGAUGAGACUUAGCUAUUAAAAAUGUUUCCGAUUUGUACCAAUACGAUUCUUUUUCAUAAUGCUGCUUUAUUGUACGAGAUUGACUCCAUGGGAGACAACAGCAACAACAAAAACCACAACAACAACAACACAAAAAAAAAACAACACACACUGUUCAUGCUUUUUGAUGAUCAAUUAAACAUUUUUAUGCAACCGUUGUA